Staurois parvus is the source of this 1083-nucleotide messenger RNA. Lineage: Eukaryota; Metazoa; Chordata; Amphibia; Anura; Ranidae. The record is from the annotation of a GenBank genome assembly.
GUGUCGGGAUUUACCCCUUCUCCUUCCCUGGCCUGCUCGGAGUCGGUUGCCAUUUUGUGGAGUUCGCGCCUGGAGAACGCAGGGUGGAUUGUCAAAAUGGUGAAGCUGUUUGUAGGUAACCUUCCCCCUGCGGCAACUCAAGCAGAGCUCAAAUCUCUCUUUGAGCAGUAUGGUAAAGUAACAGAGUGUGACAUCAUAACAAAUUAUGCCUUUGUUCACAUGGAAGACAAAAAGGCUGCAGAUGAAGCUGUAAAUAAUCUGAAUCAGUGUAAACUUCAUGGAGUUUCCAUCAAUGUGGAACACAGUAGAGGCAAACCUAGAGCUUCAACCAAGCUUCAUGUGAGCAGCCUUAGCACUGAGUGCACAGGUGACGAGCUACGGGAAAAAUUUGAGGAAUACGGGACCGUGUUGGAGUGUGAUAUAGUUAAAGAUUAUGCCUUUGUUCACAUGGAGAAAGCAGAAGAAGCCUUGGAGGCCAUCAGAAAUCUAAACAACUGUGAUUUCAAAGGGAAAAAGAUGCACGUUCAGCUUUCUACAAGCCGUCUGCGAGUAACACCGGGGAUGGGAGAACAAAGUCGAUGCUACCGUUGCGGGAAGAAUGGCCACUGGUCCGGAAUGUGCCCCUUAGAUCAAAUGGCUCAGGAGAUGGGGCCACCUUAUCAUGAUCCUUUCGCCGAUCCUUAUGUCCCAAUGCGCAGUGCGGCGGCUGCCUACGCGGAGCGUAUGUUAUAUGAUGAACGCCGCAGCCUCAUAGACUACUACCAUCGUUACCGUAUACGCCCGUCAUCGUAUGAUACCUUUAUGGAACGUCGACUGCCUCCUAUCCCCCCACCAUCAAUGUCCACUUUAACACACAGAAAGCGUUUGGAUUCCUAUACAUAUGAGAGGCAUUUGUUGCCACCUCCACCUCCGCUUCCCAGCUAUUAUUCACGAGAUCGAAGCCCCAUACGUCGUGCCGCUGCAACCACUGAUGUGGAGGGAUAUGGUAUGGAGCGCAGAUUAAACCCUGCCGUACGGAGUUCGCUCUAUGAAACCCCACGAUACAUGCGGGAUUCCUAUGCUGACCGGUCGCGGUUUUACUAG